AUAAAAAAUUCCUUUUGCAAUAAAAACAACACCAGGUGCCUCUCAACUUCUUGCCAAAACAAUUCUACAUGCAAGGGUUUUUCACAAGACAACAAUUGCCAUUGUUCUGACUUAACCAAUAACUUGGACAAAGACUGUGACAACAUUAAAGAUCCUUGCUUCUCUAAUCCCUGUCACGGAAGUGCCACUUGUGUGACCAUCCCUGGAGAAAGGAGCUUUCUGUGCAAAUGUCCUGCUGGGUAUAGUGGGAUGACCUGUGAGACUGCUACUGGUUCCUGUGGCAUGAACUCCUGUCAAAAUGGAGGUAUUUGCCUUCAAGACCCUACUCACCCUGUCUGUAUCUGUCCUGCUGGAUAUUCUGGAAGGUUCUGUGAGUUAGACCACAAUGAAUGUGCUUCUAGCCCUUGUCAAAACGGGGCUGUGUGCCAGGAUGGAAUUGACGGCUACUCCUGCUUCUGUGUCCCGGGCUAUCAAGGCAGGCACUGUGACUUGGAAGUGGAUGAAUGUGUUUCAGAUCCCUGCAAGAACAAGGCUACAUGCCUCAAUGAGAUAGGAAGGUACACUUGUAUCUGUCCUCAAGAUUAUUCUGGUAUAAACUGUGAAUUGGAAAUUGACGAAUGUUGGUCCCAGCCCUGUCUAAAUGGUGCAACUUGUCGGGAUGCUCUGGGGGCUUACUUCUGUGAGUGUGCCCCAGGAUUUCUAGGAGAUUACUGUGAACUCAACUUUGAUGAGUGUGCUAGUCAGCCAUGUCUCCAUGGAGGGCUAUGCAUAGAUGGAGAAAACAGAUACAGCUGUAACUGCAUGGGGAAUGGAUUCACAGGGCAACACUGUGAGACAUUGAUGCCUCAUUGUUGGUCAAAACCUUGUCACAAUAAUGCUACUUGUGAAGACAGUGUUGACAAUUACAUUUGUUAUUGCUGGCCUGGAUACACAGGUGCCCAGUGUGAGACGGACAUAAAUGAAUGCAGUAGCAACCCCUGUGAGUCUGAGGGGCAGUGUGUGGAGUUGUCCUCAUAUAAACAAUAUGGACUCAUUGCUGGUCUGCCUUCUUCGUUCAGUUACCAGGAAGCCUCAGGUUAUGUUUGUAUCUGUCAGCCUGGAUUCACAGGAAUCCACUGUGAAGAAGACAUUAAUGAAUGUUCAUCAAAUCCUUGCCAAAAUGGUGGGACUUGUGAGAACUUGCCUGGAAAUUAUACUUGCCAUUGCCCAUUUGAUGAGGCUUCUACAACAUUUUAUGGAGGGGAAGACUGUUCAGAGAUUCUCCUGGGCUGCACUCAUCACCAAUGUCUAAAUAAUGGAAAAUGCAUCCCUCACUUCCAAAAUGGCCAGCAUGGGUUCACCUGCCUAUGUCCACCUGGCUUUACUGGGACACUGUGUGAAAUUGUCACCACACUUUCAUUUGAGGGCAAUGGUUUCUUAUGGGUCACAAGUGGCUCACAUACAACCAAGAGCUCAGACUGUAGCAUCUCCUUUAGGUUUCUGACUGUUCAAUCAAACACACUUCUACUGUUCCAAGGCCACAGGGACAUGUCUGUGAAACUGGAGUUACUAGGUGGCUAUGUUCACUUAUCAAUUCAAGUCCAGAAUCAGUCAAAGGUGCUUCUGCACGUUCCCCACAACACCAGUGAUGGAGAGUGGCAUUCAGUGGAGGUGACAUUUGCAGAGGCUGUGACCCUUUCCUUAAUUGAUGAUUCUUGUAAGGAGAAAUGCAUCACUAAGGCUUCUCCAUUUAAAAGUCAUCAAUCAACAUGUGCUUUUCCGAACUCUUUUUUGGGCGGUUUACCAGUGAGAACGGCCAGCAAUGGUGUUGUUCUGUUUAACAUCUAUAAUAUACCAUCCACACCUUCAUUUGUAGGCUGUCUCCAAGACAUUGCAUUUGAUUUGAAUCACAUUACCCUGGAGAACAUUUCAUCGGAUUUGUCAUUAAAUGUCAAGACAGGCUGCACGAGAAAGGAUUGGUGUGACAGUCAACCCUGUCAAAAUAGAGGACACUGUGUCAACUUGUGGUUUAGUUACCAGUGUGACUGCUACAGGCCCUAUAAAGGCCCCAACUGUCUGAGAGGUGAGAGGAGGCUAGGCAACCAGGAGUGCUCUGUCUCAGAACAGAGCAACAGCAAAGAGCCAGCCUGCUACUUCCUAUUAUAA
Castor canadensis (American beaver) is the source of this 2145-nucleotide messenger RNA. The record is from RefSeq and is a predicted model, not a curated record. NCBI's taxonomy places the organism in Eukaryota, Metazoa, Chordata, Mammalia, Rodentia, Castoridae.